UUUCAUUCAUUUACUGAAUGUGUGAGCUCACAGCAACGAACACGACACCACCAAACCCCUCACCACACUUUUUUUCUUCCCUGUGCCGUCGACCAUCCUUAUCCUAACUAUGAUCAAGUCCAACCCCAAUCCGAACCGAAAACCUCACCCGCGGGAUCCGGAUAACUCCGCCGACCCGCAGGUUCCGCUUCGGAACCUCUCUCAGGUUCGGACCAGAAUAGAUUCUGUGCAACGCUUCUUAUCGCAAUCUAUCAAAACCAACGCUCCUCUUACCACUGACCAAAUCGCCACCGUCUCCAACCAGAUCGUCUCCGCCAUCCACCAAACAAUCGUCAACGGCGCCGCCCUCGUCUCCUACUCCCAAAAUUUCACCGCCGCCGGAGCCGCCGUAUUGUCACCGGAUCCGCUAGAUGACGAUGCCAUCGAAGACUCCGACGACGACUGCGAAAUCGUGGAGCUGGACGCCGUGGAAUUGCUCGCGGAGCACAUCCACUUCUGCGAGAUCUGUGGGAAAGGUUUCCGGCGCGACGCGAAUCUCCGUAUGCACAUGCGCGCGCACGGUAACCAGUUCAAGACGCCGGAGGCGUUGGCGAAGCCGUCGGAGGAGGGAUCUGGCGGCGCGCGGCGGCGCACGACGCGGUUCUCGUGUCCGUUCGAAGGAUGCAACCGGAACAAGCAGCACCGGAAAUUCAGGCCGUUGAAGUCGGUGGUUUGCGUGAAGAAUCACUUCAAGAGGAGUCACUGUCCGAAGAUGUACUCGUGCAAUCGGUGCAACAAGAAGAACUUCUCGGUGCUCUCGGAUUUGAAGAGUCACAUGAAGCACUGCGGAGAGUCGCGGUGGAAGUGCUCUUGCGGAACCACGUUUUCACGCAAGGACAAGUUGUUUGGGCACAUUGCGUUAUUCGAGGGUCAUAUGCCUGCACUUGCGUUCGAUGAAGAGGAGAAAGGGAAGCAAGUGGUGGAGGAAGAUGUGGAUCCAAUGUUGAUGACUGAGAGUGAAUUGGGUAAUUCUUUUCUCGAUGAAGAGUUGCCUGAAGGGUUCUUCGAUGAUUUUGGGUCCAUUGAUAACUACUGUUUACGGGAAGUGUUAGGGUUUCCUAGUAAUUUGACGUGACUUCUUGUUGGGCUAUUUAUUGCUUUGAGUUCGGGUUUCGAUGUUAUCUUACUCUCACAUCAGAAUCAGACAUUACACGUAUGCGUAUUUAGGGAUAUUCAUAUUCUAUGGGUAGAUUUGUAUUUAUGUCUUUAUAUUCAUUGUUCAUACGAAAGAAGGAAAGUGUUGGGGCUUUCUGUUGUUGAGAGCGCGUAUUUUUUUUUUUUUUCUGUAAUUAUUCUAAUAAGGUUUCUGAUUUGCUACCACUUUUAUACUUUUAUUGGCUGUGUGUGAGGUAAAGAUUCCUUGUAGUGUGGGAGCAUGGCGGAUUAAAGGUGUUGUCGCAUGUGAGAAGUUAGAAUUUUAGUGCCACAACUUUUAGAAAGUAGAAUUUUUAAUCAUAAUCAUUUUGUGUCUCUGGCGAGGAGUGGCAAUGAUUCAUUGCCAAUGAUGGGAAGGGAAACGAAUGCUGGUAUUGGUGGGAUGUACAGAAACUGGUGGUGGAUUGGACUCUUAUGCAUUGGAAUUGGAUGGUGUUGAUACAUGGUGGAAUCAGGAUUUCAAUAUUGGAGGCUGGAGUUUUCACAUAUGGAACUGUUCUGCUUUUUUAAUUUAUUUUUUAUCCUUCAUGGCAUCCUUUUGCAAGCUCUUUUUGAAGCACUAUCGCAUAGGCUAUCAUAUCAUGGUCCCAGCCCUCUUGGCAGGCCAAUGAUAACAUUUUGAUCCUCUUUGAAUCAAAAUCUUAGAAAAAAGCACACCACGCCAUUUGUCUUGGAAUUGGUAUGCAUACAAAAUGGGAUUUUGGGUUACUAUAUAUUGGACGAUGUGGAGGUUGAUUGUUUUCAUUAAU
Abrus precatorius (Indian licorice) is the source of this 1943-nucleotide messenger RNA. Its product is annotated as zinc finger protein STOP1 homolog. Lineage: Eukaryota; Viridiplantae; Streptophyta; Magnoliopsida; Fabales; Fabaceae. The coding region runs from base 110 to 1114 and encodes 334 amino acids. The record is from RefSeq and is a predicted model, not a curated record. The transcript is spliced from 2 exons. Gene Ontology annotation, biological process: response to acidic pH; response to aluminum ion.